UGGAAACGGUGGUGUCACACUGUAGGAGCACAGCAUGGCUCCCCAGUUAGGGCUCUCCUCCUCCUCCUCCUGCUGCUGCUGCAUUUUGUAGGUAAGUUGGGCUCCUUGCUUCUUGCUCAACUUGCCUCUUCCUGGAGGGAACUUCUGUCCUCAGCUGCUCCCACCACAGCUAGACUGAGUGGCUCCCCGUGGUGAAGAGGCCAGGCCCCCCAAGGGGCGGGUGCUGGGUGGCAAGCAUCAAGGCAGGGCCACCCCCCCUCCAUGCCCAGCCUAGCGGGUGCCAGAGACCAAACCCAGCAAGGAAAUAAUAAUCUCCCCCUUGCCUGGCUGCUUCAAAAGCAAGAUGCAGGAAAGGAGGGGCUGCACGGAAGGGGGCAGGAGGCGGGGCCAGCCAUAUAUGUGCCCCCCUAGGGGCACAGGAAACUACCAGUGCAGACCACUGGGUCCAUCUAGCUCCAUGCUGCCUUCACUGACUGGCAGCAAUGGCGCCCCAAGAUUUUAGGCAGGGGACUUUCCCAGCCGCCGCUGGAGAUGCUGCCGGGGACUGAGCACAGAACCUUCUGCAUACCAAGCAGGUGCUCUGCGCCACUGACCUCGAACCACUUCCCCAAGCAGAGAGGAUGUUGCGCCUGAUCCAGCGAGGGAUGGGGCUCAAGUGGUGGAGACAGCUGUGGGCCAAAUCCAGCCUCAGGUAUGCCUGGCACAGCAGAAACAAAGGCAGGGGGGCAGAAGCCCCUCUAGGUCACUGCAGGAUGAUGGAGGUGGAGGGGGGCUCUGGCCAGGUGCUGUGGGGGAGGGACCUGGCACAGGUGCUGCUGGUCUUGGCAGGGCACCACAGAGUGUAUUGUGGGAUGACCAGCCUCACAUAACCAGCAUGCUUGAGUCUGAUGAAUGCAUGAAGGGGUUAAUGCCAGGCUUAGCUAGCUCACCCCCCCCCCCACCUUGGCAGGAGCUGCUCAAGCCUAUUCUUGUGCCUCAGUCUACCUGAGAGGUUCAGUGGGUCAAGAGGUCUGAGUUGGCUGCUGCAUCUUAUUGGCUUCAUGGGUGCCAGGGGCUGCCUGCCACACAGGCUUGCGGGGGGGGGCUGUCCUCAGUGAUUUCCUGCCCCCCAUGUUUCCUGCCCUUCCUCUUCCAGGCUGCUGCCUCCCUCCUAUGCUGUGCCUGACCAGAAAGUGAGCUAUUCCAGCCAUGCCAACAAGGUGAAUGGGGGCUGUUGUCACUCCGCCCUGCUUUGCGUUGCCCCCGCCCUGAGUGAGGCUGCCUGGGACUCCUUUUGGCUGCCCCCACCCUGAGAGAAGGCACGCUGGGCAAACAGCGGGGGCAGGUGCUUUGGCAGGAGGUGGGAAGCGGGUUCAAGGCGGCCUUGAGGCUCAGGAGGGGACCACUGAGACGGGAAAGCGUCCCCUCCACAAGAUGGAGGGAGAGAGGAGGGUCCUGCACCCACUGGAAGCUGCCAGGGCAUGAGCUCUGUUGUGCCACCGCCAGCCACCCCAAAGAGGAAGCAUCGCCUUUUCUUUCAGGAAUCAACAUCCUUUGUCACAAACAUAUUCAACGGGCACCUGGCCCCUGAGAAUGUCUUCCCCUUCCCUUCAGGUAGGCAGCGGGAGCCCCCUCAGCCAGCGGGGGUCUCUGAGGGGUGGGGUGAGGGGUUUGAUCCUCCUGCUGACCCACCAGCCGCCACUCUGCCCCCUCCAGUUCUCUCCCCUGAGCAAGCGCAGUCCCUGCAGGCCAUGGUGGAUCCCUGCACCCGCUUCUUCGAGGUGAGUGGGGGUGAGGAGGCCUGCACUUUCCAUUUUGCCAAAUUAAGCCAGCGUCCGUCUUUGGGUGCCCUGGGCGGCUGUGCGUAGCAAGAUUGGGUGGGCAUCUGAGAGGGCACAUCUGGGCACUUGUCCACACAAGAACAAAUCCUGCCCUGGAGGGAAGCGUAUAAAGCUGGAAAAACAUUGCUCAGACAUGCAAAAUCCGGCAGAAGUAUCAUUUCUCACCUUUUCAGAUUUCACUUUUGAAAUUCUUUAAAAAACAAAACCUAAUUCUUCCGUCUUGGGUGUUGAGUGAUUUGCCCCUUAGAUCCUUGACUCCAAAUGUAUCCACAGCUGAUAACUUGGAAUGACCCUUUGGAUCAGAAGACAACUCUCUCUUUCCCCCUUUUUCUUUUUGGCAAACCUUCCCUGGAACUCCCUGCCACAGGAAAGUGGCCUUAGGGGAGGGUCUGCCUUUGCUUUGUUCUUUUCAAACUGUGGGCAGGAAGUGAACGACCCAGCUGCCAACGAGGAACUGGAGAGCAUCCAGGAGGAGACCCUGGCCGGCCUCAAGGACAUGGGCUGCUUUGGCCUCCAGGUGCCUGAGGAGCUGGGGGGCAUCGGGCUCACCAACACGCAGGUGAGAGGGACUGAUGGGGGGGUGUCCAAUGGGACUCUGGGGAGGAGGAGGAGGCCUUUGAUAUAGCCAGGAGGGGGGGUGAGGUAGAGGAGGGGCCAGAAUUCCCCCUUUGUGCAGCCCCUGCCCACGCAGAGAUGUGGGAGCAUGUGGGGUGGUGGGGUGUGGGGUGCGCACUGAUGCUCCAGGUGUGAUGGGCCAAGAGGAACUCAUCUCCCUGGGGAGACCCCUCCUCCUCCAUCUUGGCCUUGUGGGGCUGGGUGAAUCAAUGGCUGCCUGCCCCGCGUGAUGCCAACCUCAGAGCAAUUCACCCCCCAGUAUGCCCGCAUGGUGGAGGUGGUCGGGAUGCACGACCUCGGGGUGGGCAUCGCCCUCGGUGCCCACCAGUCCAUCGGCUUCAAGGGGAUCCUGCUCUUUGGCACAAAAAGCCAGAAGGAGAAAUACCUGCCCAAGUUGGCAACUGGUAAGACAACCCCCCCUCCCCAAAAUGAGACCUGCCGGGACGGCGAGGGCACCAGCGCUGUCGGAAGCCCAAACCAGGCAGGGGACGCGGGCGGGAGCCGUCGGGUCUCCUUCCGCCGAGCAGCCGCAGGGGUGAGAGGCCAGCCUAGCCGCCGCCCAGAGGCCCGGGGAUGGCGCGCCCAACCUCGGAGGGGCGCUGGCUGGCUCUGAGAGUCCCGGGAGCCCCCCGGCCGGGUCGCCCCGUCGAAUGAGCGGCUCGUCUCUCCCUGCGCCAGGCGAGGUUCACGCGGCCUUCUGCCUGACGGAGCCGUCGAGCGGGUCCGACGCCGCUUCCAUCCAGACGACGGCGGAGCUCAGUCCCUGCGAGCGCUAUUACACCCUCAAUGGGGGCAAGAUCUGGAUCAGGUGAGGGACAGAUCCGGAUCAGGCCCCCCCCCCCCGGUGGCCCAGCGGGCUUCCCCGCGCCCUCGCUGACUCCUCCCGGUUCCAGCAACGGCGGCACCGCCGAGAUCUUCACGGUCUUCGCCAAGACGCGCGUCAAGGACGUGACGACGGGCGAGGAGAAGGACAAGAUUUCGGCCUUCAUCGUGGAGAGGGCCUUCAAGGGCGUCACCAGGUGAGCACAGGGAGAUGCCUGGACGGGCGGCCCCGGUCCGGGGAACUUGGGAGGAGGGAAUAGCCUCGGGACGCGGGCAGAGUGCGCUUCCCUCGCCCCUGGGUCGCUGCCACCGGCGCAGGAGCCUAAAGGGACGCGGCUGGUUGCGCCGUCGGCUGCGCGGGGACCGGGAUGGAGCCGAGCGCGCCGCGCCGCCCUGCGCCUCCGCGUCCUGAGCCCCGCUCUCCCUCUAGCGGCCCCCCGGAGCAGAAGAUGGGCAUCAAGUGCUCCAACACGGCCGAGGUGCACUUCGACGGCGUGCAGGUGCCGGCGGAGAACCUGCUGGGCGGCCGGGGGCGCGGCUUCCAGGUGGCCAUGCACAUCCUCAACAACGGCCGCUUCGGGAUGGCCUCGGCGCUGGCCGGCACCAUGCGCGGCGUCCUCCGCAAGGCGGUGAGCGGGGCCUGCCGUCGGGGGGCGGAGCGAGGGAGGGAGCGGCCGCGCCCGCGCUGAGCCCCCGGCCCUGCCCUGCCCUGCCCGCAGGUGGAGCACGCGGCCAACCGGCGCCAGUUCGGGAGCGCCCUGAGCAGCUUUGGCACCGUCCAGGAGAAGCUGGCGCGCAUGGCGAUGCUGCUCUACGUGACCGAGGUGAGGGGGGGGGCGUCGGGCCGACGCCUGAGGACAGGCCCUGGGGGGCGGGAAGAGGCGGCUGCGCCUUGGAGGGAUUCCACUGCCGGGUGCCCAGCGGUGCCUCUGCCCGCCCCUUCCAGGCCAUGGCUUACGUGCUGAGUGCCAACAUGGACAUGAAGGUGCCCGACUACCGCCUGGAGGCCGCCAUCAGCAAGAUCUUUGCCUCGGUGAGUGGAUGGGGUGGGUCCACUGGUGGAGGAAUGGGAGUGCAGAGGGAGAGGACCACCCCCGGCACCACUAUUCCAGUAGGGUGGCAUCAUGGUGCCCCCCCGGGAUGCGCACUACGCCCCCACCUGCUCUCCAACCCGUAGCAGAGGAUGCAGCUUCGCCACUGGGUGGGUUGGUGGGGGACAUGUCUCUCCAAGGAAGCCAGGCCUGCUCUCCCAAAUCUCCAUCCCUCAGCCCAGCCUCUCUGCUAGGCAGAAACUGAUUGGCCUCGCAGGGGGGUGGGGCACGAGUUGGGGGGGCUGGGGGGGCACCCUCUUGAGUGCUUGAGGAGGCACUCCUUGACUCUAAAUUCCUGACUUGCCCCUCCCUGGCCUGCUGCGUCCUCCUGACCCGUUCCCUGCUGGCCUCCUGCUUCCGGCCCCAGAGGAGGCACCUGUCUGGCCAGCAAGGCCUUUGGGGUGGUGGCCCCAGAUCAGCUGAGGCUGCCCUUGCUGCCUUGGGCUGUUUCCAUCCCCAGGAGGCAGCCUGGAUAGUGACCGAUGAAGCCGUCCAGAUCCUGGGAGGGAUGGGCUACAUGAAGGUCAGUGCUCCUGCCUGGGUUUGGGGGGGGGGGCUUGCAGGGGCGGCUCCUUUGGGCCCCAACUGGGCAAGAGCCUCAGGCCAGUGGAGGUGACCUUGAUUCCUUUGGCCAGGAGACGGGAGUGGAGAAAGUCCUGCGAGACGUGAGGAUCUUCCGCAUCUUUGAGGGCACCAACGACAUCCUCCGCCUGUUUGUGGCACUGGGGGGCAUGAAGGUGAGCCCCCACCCCGGCCUUUCACCAGGGCCGCCCUCCCACUGGCCCUGACACCUUGUUGGCCUUCUCAGAAUUCACUCAGCCUCUCCUUGGCUGCCACAAGCAUCAAUCAAAGCCCUCAGGACCCACCACUAGAUGGCACUUGGAGCACAAGAAGCUGCCUUCCUGGGGUCCAUCUAGUUUAGCACUUCCUACACUGACUGGCAGGGAUGCGGGUGGCACUGUGGGUUAAAUCACAGAGCCGAGGACUUGCCAAUCAGAAGGUCGGUGGUUCAAAUCCCCACGACGGGGUGAGCUCCCGUUGCUCAGUCCCUGCUCCUGCCAACCUAGCAGUUCAAAAGCACGUCAAAGUGCAAGUAGAUAAAUAGGUACUGCUCCAGCGGGGAGGUAAACAGCAUUUCCGUGCGCUGCUCUGGUUCGCCAGAAGCGGCUUAGUCCUGCUGGCCACAUGACCCAGAAGCUGUCUGUGGACAAAUGCUGGCUCCCUCGGCCAAUAAAGCGAGAUGAGCGCCCCAACCCCAGAGUCGUCCGCGACUGGACCUAAUGCUCAGGGGUCCCUUUACCUUACACAGACUGGCAGCAGUGGCUCCCCAGGAUCCGAGGCAGGGGACACUCCCAACCAUACCUGGAAAUGCUGCCAUGGCGGAUGGAACCGGGGACUUUCUGAGUGCAAAGGGGGUGCUCUGUCCCCUGAGCCAUGGUCUUCUGCCUGCCUGCUGCUGGUGGCUCCCACCCUGUGGAGCCUGGGAGAAAGCAGUCAGAGGCCCCCCAGGAGUGAACCAGGAGCCCAGGCAGAUGUCCUGGACAGUUGUCCUUUUGCCAGCACCAUAUUCAGCCUGUUAGAUGGCACACCAACCCCAUGAGGUCGGCCGCCAUUAGUUUUGUUUUCUAGUGGAGGCUGAGAAGCCCAAAGGAGUUCAUGGCAGAGCUUUCUCCCUGAGCCAGGUCAGAAUCUCUCUGGCAACCCUCCCUUGCUGGGCUGCCCCUUCUUCCAUGGCUUGUCCGUGGGUCCUUUGUGGGCAGGAACCUUAGAGGAAGUUCCCCAGUUCAUGGGCUGGAGCUGCCCUCUGCUCUGCUCCAGGUUGACCCAAGACUCUGGGGAAAACAGGAGGGGUGGGGUGGGGUGCCCCCUCCCAUCUCUUUUGCAGAAACAGCCUUGGGGCUGGACCUCCUUUGAGCAGGGCGACUCUCUCUGCCCACAGCAUGCUGGAGAGGAGCUGCAGCGCCUGCAGAAGUCCCUCUCCAAUCCGGUGGGGAAGGUGGAAGCCCUCUGCAAGGAGAUUGUCACGAGAGCCAAGCGGUGAGAAGCAUGUCUGGGGCUAUUGGGGGGGCUGUGAGCCCCAUGUCCAGCUUGGGGGCAGAAGCGGGUGCCUGGCGUGUUCCUCUGGUCUGAGGGGGAGUGGGUGGCACUGUGGUCUAAACCACAGAGCCUCUUGGGCUUGCUGAUUGGAAGGUCAGUGGUUUGAAUCCGCAUGACGGGGUGAGCUCCUGUUGCUCUGUUCCAGCUCCUGCCAACCUAGCAGUUCGAAAGCACAUCAAAGUGCAAGUAGAUAAACAGACUGGAGCUUUUACCGUUUUUUACCCUCUGGUCUGAUGCAACAGCCAGGAGUGACAGCCCACAGACUCCCUGGUUUGCUCUCCAUCAACCUUCUGAUUUCUAUCUUGAAUGUCCAACUGACAGUUCUGUUCCUCUUCCAAGUUCUGCACAUCUCCUUUCCUUUCUCCUUCCACUGCAGGAAAGUCGGGCUUCCCAGUGGCCUCUCUCUGCAGGGCGAUGUUCACCCAGACCUGGAGGACUGCGCGACUCUGGUGAGACAUCAUGGUGGGAUAAAAAGGAGUUUGGAGCACAGCUGUGAUUGGAUCCAUGUGCUGGCAAGGAAGCAAACCUUGGAGAUGUACAGAGCUAUGUACACGUAUAAUCUUUGUGUGCAGACACUUGUUACAUUGCCAGCAAAAACUGGUCCCCUCAAAAGCAUCAAGUCCCCCUUUGAGCCCAUCCUGAGAUGCUGUUGCAACUUUAGCUUCUCUUUCCAUCGUGCCAGUGAAGAGGACACCCCAAGGAGGGUAAGCUUUUUGGCUCAAUGGCCCACAGGAUCUGGAUCAUCCUCAAGGGCCAGAUUUGACAUGUGCUUGGGGCUGCCCUAAAGCCCUUUGCAAAAGCACUCUUUGGAGCAGCUUUGGGCACUUUCUCUAAGUGGACAGUAUGUGAUGGUGAUGGUGGGGGUCCGUGUGGCAGAUAGCAGAAUGAAGCCUGUAAGAUACAGGCUGCUCUUCCUGCUUCUGCUGCCCCUGAUUGUUUAAGAAGGACAGAGCUGCUUCAGAGAGUGCUUUUGCAAAGGGUUUUAACUCCUGCCUAUCAGCUGAUGAGCAGAAAUUGAAUCCUGUUGCCUUGGCUGUGUGAUCCAGUUCCCUGUCCUCCUACCCAUCAGCUGACGUUCCCGGUGACAUCAGCUGAUGGGCAGGUAGGCCUGGCUUGAGAGAAAUGUGGGUCAAAUGAGACCCCUUGGCAGGAUGAAGUGGGCCCAUGGAUUGGAGGUUCCCCACCCCUGCCCUACGUGGGUGUCUGCAUGGGGUGUUCUUCCAGAGCAGGGUGCCAGAGCCCCCUCCCCACCUGUUCCCAGGUGGUGCCUGGAAGGGCAAGCUCCUCUCGCUCCAGAGGGUCCUGAAGUGCCGGCUGCCUGAGAGGUGGAGGUUGUCCCCCCCGGGGGGGGGGGGCUGAGGCUCCUGACCCACAGGAGCAUCACUUUCCAGCUGGUUCUUCCGCCUGGGCUUUCCGAGAUGCCAUCUCUGCGCCUGUAGGUCCUGUAACUAUGCAAAGAGCGGCUGAUGGAGAAACAGGGUGUGGGAGGGGCCUGUAAAGGAAGAGCUGCAGGCCCCCAUCAGGACUACUUUCAGCCUGGGGGGCGGAGGGGUGUGGGCAUGCCAGGCUAGCCCUCCCUUUGCCCUUCCUCCGUCCAGGUCACCAAGGCUAUUGAUCUGUUUGGUGAAGUGGUUGAGAGUCUGCUGCUGAAAUAUGGAGCUGCAGUGGCAGGUACCCCCCCUGCCCCCCAAGGAAAAGCAGGCCCUGCUUUGGACCUCAAGUCCCUCCCUGGAUCAGGAGCCAUGGGGAGCAGGGCCUGACCAGGCAGGGGAGAGACCCCAGCCUGACCUUCUGAGGUGGGGCAUGGAGGCCUAUUGUCAGGCCCCAUAACUUUCUGUGGGUGUUCUUGGGAAGGGCUGUUGGGGGGCCACACAGUGGGGCAGGUCCCGUGUCUGCUGUGUCAUGGGUCGGGCGGGGGGGGGGAUAAUCCAAGUCUGCCUGCAAAAGCAAACUCACCUCCUUAGCAAUUUCUGGAGUGAGAAGCAGAGGCCAGGUCAGCUGCCCCAAAUCUUGCCUGACGCCCCCUCUCCCCCCCCCCAAUUCCUCCAUCAGACCAGCAGUUCCACCUGAAGCGCGUGGCGGACUCUGCCAUCGACAUCUACGCCAUGGCUGUGGCUCUCUCCAGGUAGGGAGUCUGCCUUUGCAGGGCGAGAGCAAAGGUGCCCACGGUUUGCCCCCCGGCUCUGCAAACUGAGGGGCCUGACCUCUGGGCUCCCCUCCUGUGGGCUCUGGCCUUCCCUCGCUCUCUCUCUCUUCUUCCAGGGCCAGCCGCUCUCUUUUGCUGAAGCAGCCAUCAGCGCAGCACGAGGAGCUCUUGUGUCGCACGUGGUGCCAUGAGGCAAGGGGUGGGGUGGGAGGAGGACCCCCGUAGCCCCUUCCUCGGCCUGGGCUCAGCCAUGUCCUCCCUCUGGCCCCUCUCUCCCCUUGGCUCUCAGACCCAGACUUCCUCCCCCUGGCUGCCCCUCCCCCAGCCCCCGUUUCCUGCCGGGUGAUCCAUUCCUCCUCCUCCUCCCAGUCCUGGGGCAGGAGUUGAGCCUUGCAGGAUGUAACCAGGUGUGAAAUGCUUCUCUCCUUCAUUAGCCAUAAUUGCAGGGAGUUAUCUGGGCCUCUGCCAGAGCACCUGGCUGUGCUUCUUUGAAGCUUCCGCCGGCCUGGAGGAAGCCUCACUGGUGAUGGGUCUCCCCCGGGGCCAAGAACAAGGUGGCUCACAGGGUGCCAGCCCCGCGCCAGCUCUUGCCCAGGCAGGGCAGCUGUGCCCUGGAAGGACCCGGAGCGUCUCUCCCUUGUCAGCUUUUCCCUAUGGGCCUGACAAUGCCCUGGGUGCCUGUGGCUGCUGCCCUGUGUCGGGUGGCCGUGGCCGGUCUCCCGCGUGGGUGGGUGACGCUCCUCCUGUGUCCUUGCAGGCCUUCCAGCGCGUCCGCCAGGCUCUGCGGGAAGCCAAUUCACUGGCCUGGGAGGAGUCCUUUGCCGGCAUGAAGCUGAUCUCCGAUGCCCUGGUGAAGAAUGGAGGUGUUGUGGCUGCUCACCCGCUCGGCUUCUGAGCUCCCGGGGGGCUUUCAGUCAGGGACUGGAAGGAGCUUGGCAUCUAUUAAAGCUGAUGUAAAGCCA
Molecule: messenger RNA, 9553 nt
Organism: Podarcis lilfordi (Lilford's wall lizard)
Lineage: Eukaryota; Metazoa; Chordata; Lepidosauria; Squamata; Lacertidae
Source: the annotation of a GenBank genome assembly